AUGGGGAAGUCAUGGAUUACGCCGUUUAAAAAACAGUGUUUUGUUACCCUGGGUGUAUCCCUAAACCUAUCAUCUCAUGGAUUAACAAUGGGCUUUGCAGCCAUUGCGCUGCCUCAGUUACGACAGCCGGACUCCAUCAUACCAAUCGACGAUGUUACCGGAUCUUGGAUAUCCGCUAUCCUGGGCUUCGCUCUGAUCUUCGGAAACUUUAUUAUUCCAACGGUGAUGGCGAAAAAUGGCCGCCGAACAGCCAAUAUUCUCAGCAUUAUCACCAUGCUUAUAGGAUGGUUCUGCGUUAUUCUUGCCACUGAUAUCAAAGUCUUUCUUGUUGGAAGAUUCCUAAAAGGAACCGCAAUGGGAAUGACAGCAUCUUUGGGUCCAGUUCUCAUCGGAGAGUACACCAGCCCUAAAAACAGAGGAGCAUUUUUAACAACUAUUUCCCUGUCGAUUGCUGUUGGAGUUCUAUUCGCUCACACGUUAGGAGCAUUCUUCUACUGGCAAACCGCAGCCCUAGUCAUUGCGUUCGUCAUGUUUCUCGACUUACUGAUAAUUUUAUACUCCCCAGAAACGCCAGCCUGGCUCUCUGAUCAGGGACGAUAUGAAGAAAGUAGAAAAGUAUUCAGAUGGCUGCGAGGAGACGGUGAAGAAGAAGAAUUGAAACGUAUGAUUGAAACCAGUAUGAUCGUCAGAGAGGCUAAGACUGAAGUGGUUAUAGAAGAAAGCUUUUCAAAAAGGCUGAAAGCGAAUAUUGCAUUCUUCAACACAACGAUACAGAAAAGGGAAUUUUAUAAGCCAAUUUUCAUAAUGAUCCACAUGUAUACAUUAAGCCAGUGGGCCGGGGCGAACAUAUUGGCUGCAUACACUCUGGAUGUCUUUACACUUGUAAUUGGCACAGAUGUUAAUAUAUACUUAAUGGUCAUAACGUUGGGAGCCCAAAGAAUCAUCUCCAACGGGAUUGCAGUGUGGGUGAUCAAGAAAGUUAAAAGAAGAACCAUGCUGUUUGCAACAGUGGGACUAAACAUAUUUGCCUUUUUGGCGAUUGCAGCGUAUAGCUAUCUCAAAGUACAUAACAUGCUGCCAUACGAUCAUCCCUUUAUAGGAAUUCUGCUGAUUCAUAUCCACAUGGUUACCAUUGCGACGGGUACAGUGCCGCUACCAUUCAUUAUCGCUGGAGAACUAUUUCCAUUAGAUUACAGAAGUUUAGCGGGUAGUAUAAGUGUGUUCUUCCUCUCUGGAAACUUCUUCAUAAUUCUGAAGACUGUUCCAUUUCUCUUUAAGAACAUGGGGAUACAUGGAGCAUAUGUAAUUUACGCUGCCAUUGUGGCAUAUUGUCUUGUUAUUGAGUAUUUCUUCUUACCGGAAACGAAGGACAGGACGUUGCAAGAAAUUGAAGAUGAAUUUAGAGGACGCCCGCUCUCACCAGAAGAAUUGAAGUCAACACAAUCGCUGACAGCUCAAAAGCAUAACCAAGAUAGACGGUGUAGUAGUCCAGUUAUUUGA
Messenger RNA from Pieris macdunnoughi, 1500 nucleotides. The record is from the annotation of a GenBank genome assembly. Lineage: Eukaryota; Metazoa; Arthropoda; Insecta; Lepidoptera; Pieridae.